GAUGCUCUCGCAAGCGGCAAGAGACACAGCGGAGGAAAUCUGAGCUCAGUCCUGCCUGCUCUAGCAUCACCUCCAUGCAAAGUCGUCACGCGCUUCUCGAUUGCAUAAACGGCUAAACCGGUGGAUAAUUUGAGUCUGCCGUGACGAUACUAUCUGCUUGUGUUUGUAUUUUUCGGCUCCCGUUUGGCUCGCAUCCUUUAUGCACAGCACGCUGCUCCCAUCAAAAAGAACACAGGCAUCCGUGUCGGAACAGCAUGGCUUCCUGCAGUCGCGGGUUCUGAGCGAGAUGGAAGCGAAGCAGCAUUCGAUCAAGAGCCUGAAGAGCUACCCGGAGGCUGGGGGCCGGAGUCUAGCGGCAGCGGCGGGCGGGGACGUCGGUGGUGGAGGGUAUCGCGUCGGCGGCGCGGAGAUAGAGAUGGAGGCGAAAAUACAGAAGGCGGUCGACUUCAAGCUGGAGGGUCACCGUUGCUACAAGGAGAAGAAAUUCCGUGAGGCUAUUGGGAAGUACCACAGGGCGCUGCUGCAGUUGAAAGGGAUCCAUGUAGUCGAUGGGACCACAGGAUCCGAGGUCAACCUGCUGAACCAAGCCGCGGUCAAGCUGACAGAAGAGCAGCGGCGAGCCGUGGAGAACACCGAGAUCGAAUGUUACGACAGCCUGACAGCAUGCUUGCUGCAGUCAGAACUGGUGAAUUAUGAGCGAGUUAAGGAAUACUGUUUAAAGGUGCUGGGACACCAGCAGGAUCACUUUAAGGCCAUGUAUCGUGCUGGAAUCGCCUUCUACCACCUUGGAGACUACGAGUGUGCCCUGCGUUACCUACGUGAUGCAAAGUGCCGUGAACCCACAGACACAAACGUGCUUCGAUACAUCCAGCUGACAGAGAUGAAGAUGAGUAAGAGCGGUCAGCAAAUGCGUGAGAGUGGGAAAGAGUCGUUGGGUUAACUCCACCCAAACCCCACUCUGCCCCCUUUAAGCCACGCCCUCUCAAUACAAAAUCUCUCUUUCUGAGUCUCUCCCCUUUUCCACAAUGCUGUUCAUUCCAUGGACAACCUGGAUACACAUGCUGUGCCCGCAUUUGAAACGGACUCCAAAUAGGCACAGCUACACCACACGACCCUCGCUUUGAGGUAUAUUUGUCCCUUUAAAUCCAGUGUCCCUGGUGCUUUUCAUUUCCCAGGUAUAGAGAUUCAGACUGAUAGACAAACAAGAAAAGGAGGAAAUGCUGUGUAAUAAUGAUGUAAACAAAGGGAAUCUGACAUAACUGUUUAAAAUUACAUUAUCAAGUAAGGAUUUCAAAAUGUGUAUAAUGUUUUGAAUAGAAUCAUAUUCUACUGUAAUACGAGCUGGUUGAAUUUGAAAUGGCUCUCCUGUGUGUCUUGAGUCUAUAGGCAAUGAAAAGAGUCAAAGCACAUGUUUCAAAGUCACACUGCUGCUGAAUUGCAGAUGUCAAUGAUUAGACUUGUGACCAUUGAACUCUGUGUGAUACAUUUAGAGCCACUUGUCUCCCAUCCACUCCAUUCAAUACAGAUGAGGAAAGUCAAUAUUUCAUAGCACCAUCUCAAUCUUGCUGGAUGUUGAUCUCAAUUCACGAUUGCCUGCAAUGCCUCUUAUUUUCUGUCUCCUUUAUCUCUCUCUUGAAUUUGGGCACAUCUCAACUCAAUUUCUGAACUGUUUCAAUUCAAGGGCUAAUUCAAGUGUGUGAUUUGUCCUUAAAUAUCGAUUUUGUUUUUCUCACAGUUUGUUACUGUUCUUUAGUGGUUUAAGCAAGUUGUUAUCUUUCCCUUUCUCAAAGGUACAAAAUCCUCCGAAAUAAUGUAAGAAAGUGCUUUUUGAACCUUGUAGUUUAUCUCCCCCUGGCAUAUGUUGUAACAUUGGACUGUCCAAUAGCCCUUUUGGAAUUUUAUUAGAUAAUGGAGCCAUAUUUAAAAUGCUUUGAUGUGUAAUGUCAUUACAUUCCAAACCCAAAUGUCCAAGCCGCUCUUUUCCACACAAUGGAAAUGAAUGGUGACCAUGGCUGUCAUUAAUCCCUUUCCACUUUCAUUUAAUUAAAAGGAAACACAGCUUGGACAUUCUGCUAGAUAUUACCUCUUGUGUUCCAUGGAAGAAAUAGUCAUAAAGGUUUGGAACAACAUAGGGGUGAGUAAAUGAUGACAGAAAUUUAAUUUUUGGGUGAACUAUGCCUUAGAUAAGAAAUAAGAAUUAACAUGUAUCUACAUCGAAUGUUACCAAAAUGAUGUUAAGCAAAAGGACAAAAAUUAUCUGUUAACACAUAACUGUCAUAAUGACAAGCAUAAGGAAGCAUUAAUGUUAUGCUUUUUUUUUAACCUCAAAGUCCACAUUUCUAGCUUUUAGAUGGAUACAACUUUACUCAACCACAAUAAUUUGGUAAUGUUUUGUCCAUCGAGGGAGUAUCUCCUUUGGAUUCAUUAGAAUGUGCAGACGCCUUUGACAGAGUCUAGUUUAGAUUAAUGGCUUUGAGGAGAUGGGGGACAGACAGAUGAAAUUAUACAUCUGACCUAAUAUAAGGCAGAGAUUUAUUUGUGUCAGUGGGGGUCUGGGGAUGUUUUAUCAUGGAUUUAGAGAACAAGACAACCUGAUGAGAUUCAGAAAGGAGAGCAGGAAGCCAAAAUCUGUGGUUUUCUGUAGAGUUCUGCAUGCGCAGGUUUCAUCUGGGCCUGCCAAUGGUCAUACCACCCCACAGUUUAGCAUCUUUGUUGCUUUGACACUGGAGAUUUUAUCUUAAAGGUGCACUCAGUAAUUUCUUCUCCUUAGUUCCUAAACUUCUCCCAAAUAGCAAUUUUGACAAAUCUCAUUAAAAUGACGUAUACUCCCAUAAACUGAAGACCCUAUUAUGUCAGUGGCCUAGAAAAUGUCCAAAUUGUUAAAAUAAAAUUAGGAUAUCUGAUGGCGCUUGUAAUAUGGCAGAACGGGGUCAAUUUCAGGGUACAUGAACAUUCGGAACCAACAUAUCAAUAUCCUCAAAAAUGAACAAAACUAAAACUAACCGCAGCAGUUAUCAAAACAUAAUGCAUCCAUGCCCGAAGGUGUUUGUAUAUAGUCCAAGUAUAUUUGGGUGAAGAAGAGCAGCGAAAAAUCUUACUGAGUGCACCUUUUAGUGAUCAAAGCAAUUAUUGAUAAUGUAGCACAGAUUGACAAAGAAAUCAAAUACUUUCUGUGCUGUUGUGAGGCUUUCCACCUUUUCAGCUCUGUCGUAUGUCUCUUCUGUUUUUGUGACUGUUCUCUUUCCACUUCACCUUUGAUAUGUUCUUUUCAUUUCUGUAAAUGGUAAAGGUAAUUUUAUCUAUAACAUCACAAUACUGAUAUCCUAUAUGGAAUUUAUGUCUUCACCUUUGCUUCUUUCAGCAAUGGUCCAUAUACUAUACUAUCCCCAUGUGCUGGAUCUCUUUCUGCACAGAUGGAGAAACAUCAGACAUGACUGUUGUCAGUAGACAACAACAAAAGCACAAACUGGUUUAUGGACAAGCAAAUAAACUAUCUGUACUUUACUUUUCUUGGAUGUCACUUGAGGUAUGUGUUUGUUGAAUGUCAAAGUAGAUUUGUGCGGUUUAAAAAUGGUUGUCAAAAGCUUUACUUUAUUCAAUUGUUUUUAUCAGUAUGUGAGAGAGCAAAUGAGAAGGAUAAAUAAAAGAGAUUUAUGAAAAAUAUAUUUAACAUUGUAAGGGGCAACUUUGUACCUGUGUAAAUGUUUCAUUUACCUCUUGUAUUAGGCUUGGUUUUUUUUUUUGUUUGUUUUUUCCUGGAUUGCCAGUCCAAGGAUUCAGGGUAUGCCCUUUGACCUCUAGAGAGAAAGGUCAUCUGUGGUGGGUAAGAAAAUGACAGUAGGGGAUUCCCAGAAGAGGAUGAAGAGGUGAGGGAACCUGACUGAACCGACCGAGAAAGACAAAUCCACUGGAUUCUUUUUCCUUUUCUGUUCUGGAGAGAGAGACUUGGACCCUCUGGUUGUUCCGGUUACUAUAAUGUGAAUGCAUUAACAUUCAUUGCCUCCUUGGGAAGUGCAUACUUCCACUGAACAUCAGAAGACCUGCAAACUAGUUACAUUUACCUGCAAGUCCAGGAAUGCACUACUGAUUGGUAUUUGAAGUCUACAAAUAAAGUUUAAAAAGAGAA
Messenger RNA from Xyrauchen texanus (razorback sucker), 4126 nucleotides. RefSeq names its product tetratricopeptide repeat protein 9B-like. The record is from RefSeq and is a predicted model, not a curated record. Gene Ontology annotation, molecular function: protein binding. Lineage: Eukaryota; Metazoa; Chordata; Actinopteri; Cypriniformes; Catostomidae.